Yarrowia lipolytica CLIB122 is the source of this 1812-nucleotide messenger RNA. RefSeq lists its product as uncharacterized. Gene Ontology annotation, molecular function: phosphatidylinositol-4,5-bisphosphate binding. Gene Ontology annotation, biological process: exocytosis. NCBI's taxonomy places the organism in Eukaryota, Fungi, Ascomycota, Dipodascomycetes, Dipodascales. The record is from RefSeq and is a predicted model, not a curated record. Gene Ontology annotation, cellular component: exocyst.
AUGUCUCUACGACCCGACGAAGUGGACGUGCGGAUUUUGGAGGAGAACCUGCUGAAAACCAACACGCUGGUGGAAAGCAUGGUUGCGAGUUGCCAAAAGAUCUCCAACUCGUCAUACAAGGCCGAAAUCACGAUCGAGCCCAUCUCGGGCAUGCAACGACGAAUGCAAGUCUACGAAACCAACCUGAACAACUGCCUCAAGGUGGUGGACGGCAUCAGGGACUACGCCAAGGUGACGGCAAGAGAGGAGAAGAUCAUCCGACAGGGCCCCGAGGCGGUGGGUCUGCCUGCCUACGUGGCGGCCAUUCAAUCUGUGAUUCGAGUCAACGACGAAAUCGAACAGCGAAAACUGCACAGCAUUCCCAAGGUCAAAGAGAAGGCCGUGGACCUGGCUCGAAUGGGAACGUCUGGUCUUAAGGAGAACCUCGCUACCAUCCUCAAGGAGGAAUCUAACCCAAUUGAUCCUGUUCCUAUCCUGGCUUCCGGAAAACCCUUUCCUCUGAUGAGUCCCAAGAACGCAGACAAGCUGAACGAGUUGAUGGGCAUCGUGGCGCGAUUCUCAGCCCGACAAGACAACACCUACGUUGACUCGCGAAGCCGGUAUCUCGCCAUGUCUCUCUCUCCGGUAGCUAGUAAGGUGAAGCCCACUGUUCGAACAGGCAAGGCUCCUUACGACAAGCAGUCCAACGGCAUUCAUAUUUACGCUGAGGCACUGCUGAAGAUGUUGCAGGCAGAACACGACAACCUGCGAUGUGCCUUUCCCAAAGACGAAGCACGUGUCAAGCAAUACUUCACGCAACUGGCACAGACUCCUCUGCAAACCUAUCAGGCUGCAGGAGAGGAAAUUUCAAAUCACGUGCAACGCAACAUCUCGACCGACGCCCUGCUCAUUUUCGAGCUUAUUGAGGGCACCGUGGCUCUGAAGCGAGGCCUCGAGCCGCUUACUAACUCCGCUGCUCCUCUCGAUCGCCUAAUUCAGAGCAGUUACAACGUCUCUCAGGGCGUGUUUACCGAAAUUCUCAAAAUCUGUGAGGCCAGAGUACAACAGGUGAUGACCUUGCCGUCCGACAAUGGUGUCUGUGACGCUACAGUAGAGGUUAUGAGUCGAAUCCGACGGUUUGCCGAGUAUAAGGACUCCGCAGUGCUCGCAAUCAGUGGUAUGAAGUACCAGCAAUGGAUCCCACAGCCCCGUCCAGCGUGGAUGUCGACCUUUUCAUCCGCGCCGGCAGGCUACACGACAACCAAGCCUCAAGAACUUCUUUCGGCUGUUUUCUCAGACUCUAUUGACGCCUUCUACGUGACCUUGGAGAUGAAGGCGAAGCAGCUGAACCCUAAGAAGCCGUCUCAGGUCGGCUUCUUUCUACUUACUAACCUGACCCUGAUUGAGCGGUUCGUAACGAAAUCAGAGGUCUACAAGGUUCUUGGAGGUCAAGGACGAGAACGGCUGGAGAAGCUGCGAAAGCGAGGUCUUAACCUGUUCCUGGAGGGCUGGAAGGCUACCGCUUCGUUGCUUAUGGACACCACGGUGGUCAAUUCCAAGGGUUCCCUUUCUUCCAAGGAUCGAGAGCUGGUCAAGGACAAGUUUAAGACGUUCAACGCGGACUUUGAGGAGCUUGUCAAGAAUCAUAAAACUUACACCAUCACCGAUCCGGCCUUGAAACAGCUUCUGGCUAAGGAGGUGGCGUUCAUUUGUCCCCUCUACCAUCGAUACUACGAUAAGCAUAUUGGAGGAGACUUUUCCAAGAAUGUGGACAAGUACAUCAAGUACGAUAAGGCGCAAUUUGAUCGGGUGCUGCAGGAGCUCGGAGACUAA